UUUCUCUAUGGCAAAUGUCAGUUUAACAUCAUGAGCAGAUAUAUCCCACAAAGAUGUCAACAAAUUUUCAGUAAUUGUAAUAUGGUUUGUUUUAUCGAUGAAGCUCUUCUGUGCCUCAGUUAUUUCGCCGUAGCAUUUGUCUCUCUAAAUUGCCUCAACAUUUAUGCCAGCUUCGUAGGCACACAAUCGAGGAGUUUUGCUUAUGGACUCUUCAUCAUCAAUAGUAUUUAUGGCAUAGGAGGAGCAGUUAGUUCAGUUACCUCGAGCUUGAAUCAUGUCCAAGUCAUUUUUUACGCCGCCGAAGUGUCUUUCGUCCUACCAUUCCUUACAACCGAGAUGUGGAUUCAGAAGAACCUCUUCCCGAAGCAACAAGAACUCCUCUACGUGCCCUGCAUUCUAGGAAUACUUCCAUUCUUCUCCUUCAUCAUGCUAGGAGUGAUCAGGAUCGAUCUUAUAGAACUAUGUUUGGUCUACUGUUGCGUUUGUACUGCUUACGUAGGCUACAUCACGAAGGAUUACCUUGUGGUAGCUGGAAGUCUCUUGUUUUAUCUGGCUUAUUGUAUGCACUACAGGGGAAAAGUGAAGAUAUCAAAUGUUCUGCUCAUCUUAUUCACCCUGUGUUCGCUUGGUUCUAUCUGUCCUAAUUGUGUAGACGAAACAAGGAAAAAAAGUGAUUUUCCUUUCAAAGAGUAUGGGUUUUAAUUUUAAUAAAAUAUCAAAGAAA
Harmonia axyridis is the source of this 724-nucleotide messenger RNA. RefSeq lists its product as uncharacterized. Bases 31 to 702 code for a protein of 223 amino acids. Lineage: Eukaryota; Metazoa; Arthropoda; Insecta; Coleoptera; Coccinellidae. The transcript has 2 exons. The record is from RefSeq and is a predicted model, not a curated record.